GUGGCAACGCCCCGGUGGAGAAGCUGAGGUCCACAUCAAAUUUGAAAUAUUUAAAGUGGAUACUAAACUGUGCCAGCAAUGCAGACAAUUAAGUGCGUUGUUGUGGGUGAUGGUGCUGUGGGUAAAACAUGUCUCCUGAUAUCCUACACAACAAAUAAAUUUCCAUCUGAAUAUGUGCCGACUGUUUUUGACAACUAUGCAGUCACAGUUAUGAUUGGUGGGGAGCCAUAUACUCUUGGACUUUUUGAUACUGCCGGGCAAGAGGAUUAUGACAGAUUACGACCGCUGAGUUAUCCACAAACAGAUGUAUUUCUAGUCUGUUUUUCAGUGGUUUCUCCGUCCUCAUUUGAAAAUGUGAAAGAAAAGUGGGUGCCCGAGAUAACUCACCACUGUCCAAAGACCCCUUUCUUGCUUGUCGGGACCCAAAUCGAUCUCAGAGAUGACCCCUCCACUAUCGAGAAACUUGCCAAGAACAAACAGAAACCAAUCACUCCAGAGACUGCUGAAAAGCUGGCCCGUGAUCUGAAGGCUGUCAAGUAUGUGGAGUGUUCUGCACUCACACAGAGAGGUCUGAAGAAUGUGUUUGAUGAGGCUAUCCUAGCUGCCCUCGAGCCUCCGGAAACUCAACCCAAAAGGAAGUGCUGUAUAUUCUAAACUGUUUUCUCCUUCCCCUCUUUGCUGCUGCUUCCUGUCCCACUACUGUAGAAAGAGCGUUUAAAAACAAAGGAAUAAAACCAUGCUGUUUGAAAGCCUCUGCGUCUUUUUACUCACCACCUUAGAGCAAACUCUGUAUUAGAUUUUGAUCAAGAAUGCAAUAUCUGAUAGAAUAUUUUUUGUGAUCAGUAGUUAAGUUGGACUUGUUUAACUUUCUGCUUCUUGAGUUGCCUGAUGCUCAGAGCUUUUUGGUUUGGAUCACUAUUGCAAAAGGGAACUUGGUCUGGCAUUAAGAAUGUCCUGUUGGAGAAAAUAAGAAGAGUGCUAACACUUCUAGAUCUCAGUUCUAGAUGGAGAAAGUAACACAAACAUCAUUUUACUUUUAUGAUCAAUUGUUAAUUGUAAUUGCAUGACAAACUUUAUGGAAAAAGGGUGACCCGCUAGUAGGGUGUAAUGGGGAAGGGAGAAUUCUUUCCUGGUUUUCCUUUGUGCAGUGAAACUUUGUGUUGCUAUUGCUUUGGCUGUCUGUGCUAUAGUGGAGUAUUUGUCAGUCUGGGAUGGGGAAGAUAUCGAUGUAUCUGCUACUGCUUUAUGAGUUCAUUUGUUACAUUAUCUUUUAAGAAUAGCCCCCAUUUUAACAGUUGACUUAAGGUUUGUUAAUGUUGAGAUGUAAAGCUGCCACCUUUAUAUUUUCCUGCUUCUGAUUUUAUUGUGAGGGAAACACAAUUGUGGUUACCUUCAAAUUUUGAAAUUAAAAAUAUACAAUUGUUUGUA
Molecule: messenger RNA, 1428 nt
Organism: Galeopterus variegatus (Sunda flying lemur)
Lineage: Eukaryota; Metazoa; Chordata; Mammalia; Dermoptera; Cynocephalidae
Product: cell division control protein 42 homolog
Exons: 6
Coding region: 79-654 (191 amino acids)
Biological process (GO): modification of synaptic structure; small GTPase-mediated signal transduction
Cellular component (GO): dendritic spine
Molecular function (GO): GTP binding; GTPase activity
Source: RefSeq, a predicted model, not a curated record